AGGUUGAUGUCACUGGCAGCAGCAGAGUCCCCCGGACAGGACGCGAGCAGUGCGGGUAGAGAGCAGCGCAUCGAGCCCCUGGAGAUCCACGGUGAGAGGAGCAGAGGAAAGCGGGCGAUGGUGUCUUGUUUACGGACGUCGCGGGGAGGCUGCUGAUACGGUCCGUCCACGCUGAGAGUCGCAGUGUUUUUUAGAUCACUUCUUUAAACAACAACACAAAAAAAACAACAUGUCGUCUCCAAGUCCGGGCAAGAGGCGAAUGGAUACCGACGUGGUGAAACUCAUUGAGAGCAAGCACGAGGUCACCAUCCUCAGUGGACUCAACGAGUUUGUGGUCAAGUUCCAUGGACCACCUGGAACGGCAUAUGAAGAAGGUGUGUGGAAGGUUCGGGUGGACCUGCCGGAUAAAUACCCCUUCAAAUCUCCAUCUAUAGGAUUCAUGAAUAAAAUCUUCCAUCCCAACAUUGAUGAAGCGUCAGGCACGGUGUGUUUAGACGUCAUUAACCAGACUUGGACAGCUCUCUACGACCUCACCAACAUCUUCGAGUCGUUCCUCCCUCAGCUGCUCGCCUACCCCAACCCCAUCGAUCCUCUGAACGGAGAUGCGGCCGCCAUGUACCUGCACCGGCCAGAGGAUUAUAAACACAAGAUUAAAGAGUACAUCCAGAAGUACGCCACCGAGGAGGCUCUAAAGGAGCAGGAGGAGAGAGAGGGCAACUCUUCCUCCGAGAGCUCCAUGUCAGACUUUUCGGAGGACGAGGCUCAGGACAUGGAGUUGUAGUGAAGGGGAGGACGAUCCCGCCCACUUCACCUCACAACAGACUAUUAUUUCCUAAAGAGCAGAAAAACUCAGUACUAUAUUCAUAUUUAAGACAAUUUUUUACAGCAACACAAACGAUUUUUAUUGCUACACGAGGAUUUGCAGUAUGAUAUCGCUGAAUAUUAACCCUUACUUAGGAGUUCACGACCGCCUGCCCCCUCCUUCACACCGACAGAUCAGAGAGGAGCUCGUCAUUCAAUCCCAUGAUCCUCAGCGGCUUCAGUCAGGGGCUUUGACACUGCUGGGCGGAGCUCGCACUGAGCAGUGAGACCAGCGCGGGGAGCAGGACUGUCAUCCAAACACAACUAGACUGUUUACACUCGGUUUCCUCUUUAGAUCCACAACCUGCAGCUCAUCAGCUUUUCUGUUGUAACGCGCUCUCGUUUUUCUUUUGUGUAGUUUUUAUUCACAUUUCAUUCGACUCGCUCACAGACGUCUGCAAAAUCACGAUCCGUUAUAUCUAGGCAGGCUCAAGACUCAGAAGAGCGUGGAUUCGCCCCCCAUCGUCCCCUUUCAUUUUUUGCCGCUACAGCCCUGAGGAGCUACCCCUACAAUCAUCACCCCCGAGGAGCCGAGGACCGGAGGGACACAGGCGCCCUGCUGCAGGCGCCCUCUCUGCUGACACAUCACACACACCAUCAAACAACCGAUGCAUCAACCAGAAAACACCAGUGGGUGUCUGUGUGUGUGUGUGCAUGUGAUCCAGGAAGAAUCAUGGCGUUUUGAUAACCCGUGUCACACUGACCACUGAUUUCUCAGGAGAAGUGGAGGACAAGGUUCACGAUCCUGAUCCCUCUUGUUUCCAACACCCAUCCCCUCCUCCUCCUCCUGCUCCUCUCCCUCCUCCUCCUCCUUCUCUCCGUUUUAGGAAAGUGUUUGUCAUUCUCUGAGUAUCUUUGUAUAUUGUGGCAUGACACAGAAGUGAAGUUUGUGUAGGGCUUUGUGGAGCUGUAACGCUGUAGAAAUGAAGAGGAGGCCUGCGUCUUCUGUGAGCCGGGCGGGGUUUGUCGGGAAGGAUUAACCAGGUCCUUGUGGAAUUGUUGAACUUCUUAAAAUUUGCCUAUUGCUUGUGUUGAACUAUAAUAGGUGUUUGACUUGCGUAGGGAUAGUUAGUUUUUUUUGCGGGUGGUGAAUUCUAUCAUAAUGUAUGGUUUAAUACUUAAUGUAACCCACUAGUUUGAAGACUAAUGUCCUGUAAAGAUGAGGAGAAUUAAUACAUCUUUGUCUGUGGGAUGACUCUUUGUUGAAUCAAAUCCUCCAAAGACGUGUUGCACCCCUGCACCCCCUUUCUUAUGCAAAUCUGUCCAUGGAAGAAGAUUUACGUUGUGAGACAGAAGUGCUCUUUGUUUCAACCAUUCAACGCUGUCGCAUUUCCUUUUGUCGUGCUGUUUGAUGGCCUGUUGUUUUCCAAGAUGGCGGGACAAAAUUAUAAUUAAUCUACAAGCCCUAAUUUUUUUUAUAUAUAUAUAUUUCUCCCUGAAAAAAGCAAAACACACAGGAAUUACUCCUCAGGCUGGAUUUGAAAAUAAAGUGUUUAUGGUGAAAUUAAUAGUGUUUUCAAAGUGUCAAACUCCUGCAUGGCCAUCUCCGAUGAGUUCAAACUCAGAGCACAGGUUUGUUCUUCUUCAGAUUCUUCGCUUUGGUCCUGAUUUAACCCCGAAUGGGUUCAUGUGUCUGUCAGCAGUUGUGCGGAGGAGGUGCUAACAGAGAAGUGACAGUUUACUGUUGAAUUUCCUGGUGGUGCACUGGCCUGUGUGUUUUGCAGGCUCCAAGCCUGAUACGUGUUUGCAGCGUGCACUCAAUGCACCUCAGACCUGUUUGUAGACUUUGUUGUAUCUGUAAGAAAAAACAUCUGUAAGUUAGUAUCUUACUUCAUCACCAUCAAAAUGGGCUAUUUCUUUCUCUUUGGAGAAAAAUAGGAUUAUAGUCAAACUUGAAUUAAUAAUAAUAAUAAUCCCUUUAUUUUCUUUUUAAAUGAUAUCAGGAUCUCUUCCACGGUGUCUUGCAAGAGGGUUUACCUUCAUUUGAGAAUAAGAUAGGUUACUAAAACCAGCAUGUCACAGUUUUUGACAUGGAAAUAAAAUGUAUUUGUUAAAUAGUUAAACUGGCUGGAAUUAGCCUCGGUAACCAAAUAUAUGUUGGUGUAAGUCGUAGGACGACAUGAUACACAGUCAAUUGUCACAAGAACAAUCCACUGUCCAGCCUUGUUUGUCAUCAUCUGGAUUCAUCAGUGUAUUAUGUAUUUUUUAUUAAUGAGACAUAUAUCUGAUGCCUAUAAUUUCUUUGAAUGUUUUUAUUUUUGUCUUUUAAGCCCGAUGUCCAAGACACAAGUCAAGAUAUCCCAGAUUUUUUUUAAAGGCAAAAAAUUAAUAAAUGUGCUUCCCUUGUAACUUGGAGAAAGAAAUAAAACAAGAAAAAAAUACACCUGAA
Molecule: messenger RNA, 3250 nt
Organism: Limanda limanda (common dab)
Lineage: Eukaryota; Metazoa; Chordata; Actinopteri; Pleuronectiformes; Pleuronectidae
Product: ubiquitin-conjugating enzyme E2 H-like
Exons: 7
Coding region: 230-781 (183 amino acids)
Biological process (GO): ubiquitin-dependent protein catabolic process; protein polyubiquitination
Cellular component (GO): nucleus
Molecular function (GO): ubiquitin conjugating enzyme activity
Source: RefSeq, a predicted model, not a curated record